Molecule: messenger RNA, 2567 nt
Organism: Molossus molossus (Pallas's mastiff bat)
Lineage: Eukaryota; Metazoa; Chordata; Mammalia; Chiroptera; Molossidae
Product: protein-arginine deiminase type-2
Exons: 16
Coding region: 60-2057 (665 amino acids)
Cellular component (GO): cytoplasm
Molecular function (GO): calcium ion binding; protein-arginine deiminase activity
Source: RefSeq, a predicted model, not a curated record
GACAGGUGCUGCAGGCGGCCCUGCGCGAGGACCGGCCCCGGCCCGGCACUGCCACGAAGAUGCUGCGCGAGCGGACGGUGCGGCUGCAGUACGGGAGCCGCGUCGAGGCGGUGUACGUGCUGGGCACGCACCUCGGGACCGACGUCUACAGUGCAGCCCCAGCUGGGGCCGAGACCUUCAGCCUGAAGCACUCGGAGCACGUGCGGGUGGAGGUGGUACGUGAUGGGCAGGCCGAGGAGGUGGCCGCCAACGGCAAGCAGCGCUGGCCUCUCUCGCCCAGCACCACGCUGCGGCUCACCAUGAGCCAGGCGAGCACGGAGGCCAGCAGCGACAAGGUCAUUGUCAACUACUAUGAGCAGGAAGGGAACACCCCCAUCGACCAGGCUGGGCUCUUCCUUACAGCCAUUGAGAUCUCCCUGGAUGUGGAUGCGGAUCGGGACGGCGUGAUCGAGAAGAACAAUCCGAAAAAGGCAUCCUGGACCUGGGGCCCCGAGGGCCAGGGGGCCAUCCUGCUGGUGAACUGUGAUCGAGAGACGCCCUGGUUGUCCAAGGAGGACUGCAGGGACGAGAAGGUCUACAGCAAGGACGACCUCAAGGACAUGUCCCAGAUGGUCCUGCGGACCAAGGGCCCGGACCGCCUCCCCGCGGGAUACGAGAUCGUCCUCUACAUUUCCAUGUCGGACUCGGACAAAGUGGGCGUGUUCUACGUGGAGAACCCGUUCUUCGGCCAGCGUUACAUCCACAUCUUGGGCCGGCAGAAGCUCUACCACGUGGUCAAGUACACGGGCGGCUCUGCGGAGCUGCUGUUCUUCGUGGAAGGCCUACGUUUCCCCGACGACGGCUUCCCAGGCCUGGUCUCCAUCCACGUCAGCCUGCUGGAGUAUAUGACCGAGGAGAUUCCGCUGACACCCAUCUUCACGGACACCGUGAUAUUCCGGAUUGCUCCGUGGAUCAUGACCCCCAACAUCCUGCCUCCCGUGUCCGUGUAUGUGUGCUGCAUGAAGGACAAUUACUUGUUCCUGAAGGAGGUGAAGAACCUGGUUGAGAAAACCAACUGCGAACUGAAGGUCUGCUUCCAGUACAUAAACCGAGGAGACCGCUGGAUCCAGGAUGAAAUCGAGUUUGGCUACAUUGAAGCCCCCCACAAAGGCUUCCCCGUGGUGCUGGACUCCCCCCGAGAUGGAAACCUGAAGGACUUCCCAGUGAAGCAGCUCCUGGGCCCAGAUUUUGGCUACGUGAGCCGGGAACCCCUCUUUGAGCCUGUCACCAGCCUUGAUUCCUUUGGGAACCUGGAGGUCAGUCCCCCAGUGACCGUGAACGGCAAGACAUACCCCCUGGGCCGGAUCCUCAUCGGGAGCAGCUUUCCUCUGUCCGGCGGUCGCAGGAUGACCAAGGUGGUGCGGGACUUCCUGCAGGCCCAGCAGGUGCAGGCGCCCGUGGAGCUCUACUCGGACUGGCUGACCGUGGGCCACGUGGACGAGUUCAUGACCUUCAUCCCCAUCCCGGACACAAAGCAAUUUCGGUUGCUCAUGGCCAGCACCUCGGCCUGCUACAAACUCUUCCGGGAGAAGCAGAAGGAAGGCCAUGGGGAGGCCAUCAUGUUUAAAGGCUUGGGCGGGAUGAGCAACAAGCGCAUCACCAUCAACAAGAUUCUGUCCAAUGAGAGCCUUGUGCAGGAGAACCAGUACUUCCAGCGCUGCCUGGACUGGAACCGUGACAUCCUCAAGAAGGAGCUGGGACUGACGGAGCAGGACAUCAUCGAUCUGCCUGCUCUGUUCAAGAUGGACGAGGGCCGCCAGGCCAGAGCCUUCUUCCCAAACAUGGUGAACAUGAUCGUGCUGGACAAGGACCUGGGCAUCCCCAAGCCCUUCGGGCCCCAGAUUGAGGAAGAGUGCUGCCUGGAGACGCACGUGCGCGCCCUGCUGGAGCCCCUGGGCCUCUGCUGCACCUUCAUCGAUGACAUUUCUGCUUACCACAAGUUCCUGGGGGAGAUCCACUGCGGCACCAACGUCCGCAGGAAGCCCUUCGCCUUCAAGUGGUGGCACAUGGUGCCCUGACCCACAGCGGGUGUCGUGUGCCGGCCUCAGCCUACCAACAACCAGCGUGUGGCUGGACCGGCCCUGUGGUUCUUGUGAUUGCAAGAAGCCCCUCAGCGAUAAGCAUCAAGAAAUUUUGGGAAGAAAAACAAGUGUAUUACCUACAGGACCUGGAAAUGACACAGCACACCUGGGGCCGCCCAGAGAGGUCGCGGGGAGGGAGAGCAAGCACACCGGCCUGGGGUUCCGUUUUUAUUGGGGUCGAGGGUUGGGGCCUAAGGUUGCUCACUCUCUGUUGGCAAAUUUAAAACGUAAGCGUGGGGUUUUAAAGCGUGGAAGAGGAAAGCCAAGCUGCCCAAAUGGUCAGUUACCGAAAUCAAUCAAGACCUUUCAAACAAAGGAGCCUGGGUGCGAGGGGUCGGGGUGUGGCCGGCAGUGAGGUUGCUGGAGGUGGCCAUCACUGAAGUGGGUGCCCCAGCAAUCAGAGCUUCAGCCAGGCACUGCGUGGCGAAAAAAGGGAGCACUCAACUG